Messenger RNA from Paraphaeosphaeria sporulosa, 1431 nucleotides. RefSeq lists its product as uncharacterized. The coding region runs from base 1 to 1158 and encodes 385 amino acids. The transcript has a single exon. The record is from RefSeq and is a predicted model, not a curated record. Gene Ontology annotation, molecular function: heme binding; iron ion binding; monooxygenase activity. Lineage: Eukaryota; Fungi; Ascomycota; Dothideomycetes; Pleosporales; Didymosphaeriaceae.
AUGAUUCUACAAAGAAGGCAGACUAUCCAUACCACGAAGAACCCAUCUGAAUGCGCACAAAUUAUUUCGGGCAGCAUCUUGAAGGGUGAUACCAAUCUCCUAUCAAAAUAUGAGGCUAGGGCACAACCCAAUCAACGUUUGCGUCCUGCCUUUGGGAUCGAUAACGCUUUCACGACGGAUCACAGCGAACGACACAAAGAAUACCGGAACAAGGUCGGCACAAUGCUGAGGCCGGAUUGGAAUAUGGUUGCAAGUGCCGCGAAAAGGCUAGCUAAGAAUGAAUGCCCUAAAAACCUUGUCAAUUUGGUACAGUCUUUCGUAUUAAAGAUGACCAUCAAUGUCCUAUUUCGACAUGAUUUUCCUUCACUGGACGACGAAUCCAUAUCGUUAGUCGCCUCCGAAAUCAACGAUAUCUGGAUCGGCUCAAAAUUACCCCGCCAUAUCGUGCCCUGGUCCAAGCAGGACAGACUCCACGAUGCCCUGCGUCUCUUGGUUCCAAACCGGGAUCCACUAGACCCGCAGAGGAACGCUAUGAAUUUUAUCCUCCCGGCAUUCGAAACAAUGUGGCGGAUAGUACUUCGCUGCUUCAUAGAAGUUCGGUACAGAGGCGCAGAAGAAACAGAAGAGUGGAUAGCUGCGUUGAAGUUAUUUUUGGAGAACCCUACCGUGCGGCUGGAAGAUUCUCAUGAGGGGGCAUCGGAGAUCGAAAAGGCGAUCUCAAUCGUUCGUGAAGCACUUCGACUAUAUCCACCUACUCGCCAUAUCCAUCGCCAUUUUCGAUUUGCGAGCGGCUCUUCAAUUCUUGCUAUCGCCGACAUCGAAGGACUCCAUCGGGACACAGCAAUCUGGGGCUUUGAUGCAGACUGCUUCAGACCGUCGCGCUGGGCAAACAUGAGGCACGAACCAGAGCCUUUCAAUGCUUGGAUGCCAUUUGGUAGCUCGCCAUUCCUCUGUCCAGCGAAGCCUGAUUUUGGUCCUAGAAUGAUUGGUAUAUUAGUGGCAGCCCUUGUUGAUGCAUUCUCCGACGUCCGGUACGAAUUGAACGUCAGAGAUCCACGCGGUCAAAAGGAAUCGGCGAAAUUCUACGGAUUGCUGCGCUCCGACAGGGACUCGUAUAAGGAAUUGUUCCUGGAGAAAGUUGAUCGUCGCUGUCGCUGAAGUCCUUCGCUCCGAGGUAAUUGGCGAGCCAAAUUGCGAACAAGCUGUCGACUGCUCGCGUCACUAGAUGGCUCGACGCGACGAAAAAAAAACACGUUAGCCUAGAAUCAAAUAUCGUUACGGCAUAGAUGUUGAUCAUAAAAUCCGGGCUCUGCGCGAAUUACCUCAACCAUUCUUGGAAAACGUUUCACUCAUUCUAAAUUUGGCCUUGGGGUGUAUACUGCGCUUUAUCUUUCUGGUUGCUCAUUCUUUAUAUAACAGGUGUUUACUCUU